AUGCUGGCCGCGAAGGAGGCGCACGCACCAGCCGCCCCCGGGGGCGGCAUCGAGCGGCGCCGUUUUAAACCGCGGCCCGUGGCGUGUCGGCGCCAGAUAAGCCGCCAGCAGGCGGGGAUAGCCCCCUGCAGGCCGCGAUCAAGACGUCCUCCGCAGCGAGAGCCGCCGCCAGCUUCCGGGGGCCGCGCCGAGGUCGCUACUGCCAGCUAUGGGCGAAAGCAGGGCAGGGGAGUCCAGCGCGUAGCGCGCGCCAGCGAGCCGCAGCAGGAGCGCCGAGAGCACCUCGACUCUGGGACAAACGCUGCUACUGUGAGUACGACGGAGCACCCGCCGCUGCUUUCCGGUGCCGCUUCGCCCUACCAGGUGGGCUCAGGGGCGGCGCUGUCCAGGGCGCCAGCGCCGGACCACAGCCUCCCCUCAGGGAUAAGCGCGGCGGCCGCCGCUUCCGGGGCUCGAAGCGAAGGAAAGGAAAGGAAAGGAAAGGAGGCGAGGUGCGGGGGGCGCCGGGGGCGCCAGACGGAGGCGGCGGCACCGCCCCGCAUUAAUAAGGAAGCCGCCCUAAUUGCGACAGCGGGGGCGGCGGCGGCGGCGGCGGCGGCGGCGGCGGCGGAAAUUAAGAAACAGAUUUUCCAGAUUGCCACCGGGACACGAGCAGCCGUGGCGCGCCCUCCCCCUGCUUCCCGUUUCUUCCGCCAGCCACCCCCUACGUCCCUUUUAUUUUCUUCGCCCGCCCUUCUGCGUCUUCCUCCGUUCUUUCCGCGGGCAGAAAUCCUGGCGCCUCGGCUCGGCCGCUACACGCGAACUCGCCCCGGCCCGGUCGGGACGAAACAAUUUAAAGUUUGGUUCGCGCUGCGCCGCGGAGAUGCACCGCCCGAUUCGGCCGCCGCGCGAAAUGUAAUUCAGGCGCCGGCGGGCGGCGCCGCAGAGUUCGCGGACCGCCUCUGCUGCUCGCCCGGCCUGGUCCCGCCUUCGAAUCUCCGUAAAGUCCCCGUCACUAGCUUCCGAGAUCGUAAUAACGAGGGAUGCAAUCCACAAAGAGUCGGUCCUUAUCUGUCAUAG
Molecule: messenger RNA, 1059 nt
Organism: Schistocerca serialis cubense
Lineage: Eukaryota; Metazoa; Arthropoda; Insecta; Orthoptera; Acrididae
Exons: 5
Coding region: 1-1059 (352 amino acids)
Source: RefSeq, a predicted model, not a curated record